Messenger RNA from Physella acuta, 3120 nucleotides. RefSeq names its product mucin-like protein. Lineage: Eukaryota; Metazoa; Mollusca; Gastropoda; Physidae. The record is from RefSeq and is a predicted model, not a curated record. Gene Ontology annotation, molecular function: calcium ion binding.
AUGUAUCUGUACAUGCAAGCAGCUAUGCAAUUCAAACCAUUGUCAGCAAGGAGUGUUGAGAUUGGUUGGGGCAAAUACAACCUUGACACAUCCAGAUCAGCGUAUUAUAUGUUCGACCAAGUUCUGGGAAAUACAGGAUCACCUGGUCAAUGGUUUUUUAAAGUUGGUGAAAAAGUAAACUAUAAAAUGAUGUGUAGAUCAUGGUACCAAACUAGUCCGAUUGCUGAAUAUUUUGCAAUUGAAAGAAAAAACACAGAAAUGCCAGCUUGUCCUUGUAAUGAAUUGGUGGCUAUAAAUAGCCCUCUUUGGGUGUCAUACAGUCUUAUCCAGAAUGAAAGUCACUGUUUUGAUUUAUUACCAUACUAUAGUGAAUAUGGAAGACGAUGCUGUUACCGGACAGAUGGGAGUUUCAGUCUUGAAACCAGAAGGCCGCAAGCUGGCAGCCUUCAACGCUACAAUGCUUUCAAUUCUCUAAUACACAAUUCUAAAGAUCAUCACAUAAAUGACAUUGAACCAAAAAACUGGUGCUGUUAUCUGUCAAAUUUGUGCGAACUCUACUAUGUGUUAAGACCAAAUGUGCAAUGUAUUGCAAGCAGUUGGUCUAGAGCAUUUUUGUUUGGCGAUCCACACAUUAUUACUUUUGAUGAGCGAUUUUAUAUAUUUAAUGGUCUUGGAGAAUAUAAAAUAUUGGAGGUGAAUGGCAUAGCAAUUGACAAAGCUGAAAUCAAUUUUAUAAUGCAGGGUCGAACCUGUGCUGCAUUCAACAGCAAUGGAACAAAAACAAGAGCUGCAGUUUGGUGUGGUUUUGUAUUUAAAAAUGGAGAUGAAAACACAUUAUCAGUAGAAGUUAGUCCUAGCCGUGAAAUGAUGAUUAUAUAUGGAAACAAUCGAGAUUACUCAGCACAAUUUCAAAAUGAACAUGAGUUCUUUGCUAUGGAAAAUGGAAUGGUGAUUAGAAAACAAAAUGGGUCGUUAACAGUUUCUUUUGGAGAAAGUGUUGGAGCUACAGUUUCACACAUAUAUGGUUUUCUUGAACUUUCUGUAAGCUUGGAUAAAAAAUACCAGAAUAUGACAAAAGGACUUUUGGGCAAUUUUAAUGGAAUUAAAACAGAUGAAUUUUUCUUUCAAAAUGGUUCAAAGCUCUCUGAUGAGUCAUCCGAGAGACAAAUUUUUCAAUUUGUCCAAAGUUGGGCAAUAACCCAAUCAGAAAGUUUAUUCCAGUAUGCCUAUGGACAAAACACAUCAACUUUUUCUUAUCCAAAUAACAAUCCUUUAUUUUAUGAGGACCUAGAUAAGACAAUAACAAAUUAUUUCAACACACUAUGUAAUGGAACAUUUAAAAUACCAUGUAUAUACGAUUACAUUGCAACUUUAAAUGAAAGUUUAGCAAAACAUUCAUUAACAGUAGCUGAUCAGUUUAUAAUGGACUCCAUCAAUAUGGCAAAUCAAGGACCACUUAUUAAAUUAAACCAAACAUAUUUUGAAGUAUAUAGAAAUAAACCUUUUUACCUUAAUGCCAGUGGCUUUGAUAUUGAUGGGAACAUAACACACUUUAUAGUGUUAGCAAAUGUAAAUUAUACUGAAACACAACAUGAGCAAAGCACUGCAAUACAUAAUGCAACAUCCAGCUUUAGAUUUAUAGUUACAGAUCUUAUUCCAGUAACAAUAGGAAUAACAGCUGUUGAUGAUAAAAACCUGCAGUCAGAAGUUAUCCCAUUGUCUCUUACUCUCUGUACUGGUUGCAGUAAUCAAGGAUCAUGUAACUUUUCUGUUACCAGACCUACCACAUCUCCUUAUUUCUCAUAUGCAACCUGCAACUGUAACUCUGGUCAUAGAGGAGCUGAAUGUGCAGAAGUUAGUGAUGGCUGUGCUUUGAAUUCUUGCCCAUUAGGAUGUGUAAAUAUUACAAAUAAUUUAGAACAGGAAAAUGGAAUAUUUUAUAACUGUGUAAAAUGCCCUGUUGGAUUUAAUCUUAGCAUUGCUAAAACCAAGUGUGAGGACUUAGAUGAAUGUCAAACAUCACCAUGUGAUUCUUUUGCUGACUGUGAAAAUACAUUUGGUAGCUUUGUAUGCCACUGUCCUAGAGGUUACCAAAAUAUAAACAACACUUGUGUAGACAUUGAUGAGUGUGCUAACAAGUUAGAUAACUGUGAUCAAAUAUGUAUCAACAUGCCAGGGAAAUUUAAUUGUCCAUGUUUUUCUGGUUAUAAACGUGCAAAUAAUACAUGUGUUGUCAUAAAAACAGAUACAAAUCAGUGUAAAUCACUAAAUAAAACAUGUGAGCAUGGCUGCAAUGGCACUCAAGGCUGUUUUUGCAAACGCGGAUAUAAUCUUACACAAGAUGGCAUCCACUGUGAAGAUGUUGAUGAAUGCAAGGAAAAUAUUUGUGCACAUAACUGUAGUAACAGUGUUGGAAGCUUUACCUGUAGUUGUCAACUUGGUUACAAGAUAAACAGCAAAGAUGCUCACAAGUGUGAUUCCUGCCCUGAUAAUAUGUAUGGGUUAAACUGUGCCUCACAAUGUGAAUGUAAGGGCCAUGCUGUACGAUGUGACAGUAUCAAGGGCUGUAUCUGCCAAGACAAUUGGAAGGGAACAAACUGUGACAUUGAAGUUAAUGAGUGUGUAGAAACUCCAGACAUUUGUCCAGCUGAUCACUACUGUACAAACACCCAGGGAUCCUACACAUGUGACUGUCCUACAGGAUUUGAAGAUAUCAAUGGGACUUGCAUCAACGUGAAUGAAUGCAACAACAUAUUACUAAACAAGUGUUCACAAAACUGCAUUGAUAUGCCAGGCUACUACAUUUGUGAUUGCUUUAAUGGUUUUACCAAGCUAUCAAAUGGGACAUGUAAUGAUAUCAACGAAUGUGAUAAUGGCCAAUCUGGCUGUGAGCAGAUCUGUUUGAAUGUUCCAGGGAGUAGCUACUGUGGUUGUUAUCCUGGUUAUAGAUUAAAGGAUGACAGAAAGACAUGUGAAAAAGAUGCAGUGGAUCCAUGCAUCAAUUCUAAUUUAAGCUGCAGCCAUGGAUGUACAGUUAUUAAUGGAACAGCCCAGUGUUUUUGUAACAUUGGCUUUAUAUUUAGCACUAAUAAUUUUGAAUGCAUUGAUACAAAUGAUUGA